CCUCCCAGGUGGUCCUCCAGGUGGAUCUCACAGGCCCCUCCCAGGUGGUCCUCCAGGUGGAUCUCACAGGCCCCUCCCAGGUGGCCCCUCCCAGGUGGCCCCUCCCAGGUGGUCCUCCAGGUGAAUCUCACCAACCACUCCCAGGUGGAUCUCACCUGCUCCCAGGUGGGCCGGGCUGGGAUGUAGGUUCAGGCCUGUGGACCCAAGGCCCCAGACGCAGGGGAGGCCACGCGCCACGCACAGGGGACCCGGACCCUCAGGGCUGAGGUGGCUGGGGGCCAGCCUCCCAGCGAUCCCACCUCGCUGCCCAGAGAAGGGGGGCCGCCUCCUCCCCAGGAAGCAAUGGUGCUCCCUGGAGGGGGGACCCGCUUCUGCCCCCACCGCGCCCUGCCUCCCUCCUGCGGCGGACCGCGGCUCUUCCACCCGAUCCUGAAAGUCAGCCCAAGAAUAGGAAGGGGCAGGGAAGGUACACGCGGGGCCAGGUGGAGGGCACCCCAGGAGGAAGGGAAGGCCAGUGGCUGACCUGGGAUCUCCGAGGUUCAGAGGUCGCCGAGCCGGCCCCUGCCCCCACCCCUUCUCUUCCCGCAGCCUGCUAUGGGGGCGGCGUCCCUGCUGCUGUGCGUGUCCGUGGCCCUCCCACUGCUUCUGGGCGCAGAUGAAUGCCAGGACAUUCGUGUGCUAACUGAGGCAUCUUCAGCAAAGCAGCCUUUUGCCUUUAGUUGCACAUCCCCUCUGCUCACUUCUGGGAAAGCACGGGUAACCUGGUACAGACACCCUAGCAAAGUCCCAGUCUCCACCGACUGGCAGGCUAGGAUCCACCAGGAGCAGAGCUGGCUCGUGUUCCUGCCCGUGGCCUGGGGGGACUCGGGGACCUACCGGUGUGUUAUAAAUGAUACAGACGGGUGUCGCCAAGUACAUGUAAACCUAACUGUGUUCAAAAAAUAUGGGUGUGGCAUGUCCAGAAACAGUCAAAUGAAUUUCCCAGAUGGGCACGAACAAAUACUGCAUGUUGGGAAAGACGACAGCCUGACAUGUCACCUGAAUUUCCCGAAGAGUUGUAUCUUGGAUCCAGUAAAGUGGUAUAAGGACUGUAAAGAGAUUAAAGGAGAGCGGUUCAUUUAUUGGGAAAAAAAGCUGUUAGUGAACAAUGUUUCGGAGGAAGACAGAGGGAGCUAUGCCUGCAAAGCCAGCCUGACACAUGCAGGGAGGCAGUUCACUGUGUCCCGGAGAAUUGCCGUGAAUGUCACAGAAAAUGUUGGACAUGAAGGAAGAAUCCCUAACAUAACGUAUCCAACAAACAAUACAAUUGAAGCACAACUUGGCUCCACCCUUACUGUGAACUGCACCAUCAUAGACUCGAGGGACAACACCAACCUGCGCAGCUGGAGGGUCGGCAGCACUUGGGUGGACGUGUACUACCAAGAGUCCAAGCGGGUCCAAGAAGGAAACGAAACCCACGUUGCUUUUAAGGAACAUGCUGUUUACACAGUUGGCAUAACCUUUUUAGAAGUGAAAAUGGAAGAUUACGGCCGUCCCUUCACAUGCCAUGCUGGUGUGUCUGCAGCAUACUUCAUGCUAAAGCCCCCAGCGCCAGACGGGCGAGCGUACCUGAUCGGUGGGCUGCUGGCCAUCACGGGCGCGGCUGCGCUCCUCCUGUGCGUGUCCAGCAGGUUUAGGAUCGACAUUGUGCUUUGGUAUCGAAGUGCCUUCCACUCUGCGGGGACCAUAGCAGACGGGAAGCUGUAUGAUGCGUAUGUCUUGUACCCCAAGCCUCUCCGAGACUGCCGGAGCUCUGAUGUGGACACGCUGGUUCUGAGGGCUCUGCCCGAGGUGCUGGAGAGGCAGUGUGGAUAUAAGCUAUUUAUAUUUGGCAGGGAUGAGUUUCCUGGACAAGCUGUGGCCAAUGUCAUCGAUGAGAACAUUAAGCUGUGCAGGCGACUGAUCAUCAUCUUAGUUCCUGAACCGCUGGGCUUUGACCUAUUAAAGAACAUGUCAGAAGAACAAAUUGCAAUCUACAACGCUCUCAUCCAGGAUGGGAUGAAGGUCAUUCUGAUUGAGGUGGAGAAAGUCGAGAGCUAUGCAUCCAUGCCAGAGUCGAUCCAGUAUCUCAGACAGAAGCACGGGUCCGUCCAGUGGAGCAGGGACUUCACAGCGCAGUCACCGUGUGCAAAGGCCAGGUUCUGGAAAAAAGUGAGAUACCUCAUGCCACCCAAAAGGUUUCCGCCACCUUCUCCGGCCAGCUGCUGAAGCUCAUGCCCUGUGACCUCACAGCUGGCAACAGCUGGCAAGCGGGAGGCCACCUGGAGGUCUUUACCCCAUGAUGGAGAGUUUGCCCUCAGAAGUGGCUCACAGUUGGACAAGGUGCACUGCAUUCAGGCCACCUGCUUGGAGUCUGUGAGAGAGAGACUGCGUUUAUUUUUGUGUUUUGUUUUUGUUUUAAGAAUAUGUUUUUAUUGACUUCAGAGAGGAAGGGAGAA
Messenger RNA from Myotis brandtii (Brandt's bat), 2477 nucleotides. It is a transcript of the gene IL36R, whose product is annotated as interleukin 1 receptor-like 2. Lineage: Eukaryota; Metazoa; Chordata; Mammalia; Chiroptera; Vespertilionidae. The record is from RefSeq and is a predicted model, not a curated record. The transcript has 11 exons. Gene Ontology annotation, biological process: signal transduction; regulation of inflammatory response. The coding region runs from base 595 to 2247 and encodes 550 amino acids. Gene Ontology annotation, molecular function: interleukin-1 receptor activity.